Engraulis encrasicolus (European anchovy) is the source of this 2007-nucleotide messenger RNA. RefSeq names its product E3 ubiquitin-protein ligase TRIM35-like. NCBI's taxonomy places the organism in Eukaryota, Metazoa, Chordata, Actinopteri, Clupeiformes, Engraulidae. The record is from RefSeq and is a predicted model, not a curated record. Gene Ontology annotation, molecular function: ubiquitin protein ligase activity; protein binding. The coding region runs from base 660 to 1502 and encodes 280 amino acids. The transcript is spliced from 7 exons. Gene Ontology annotation, biological process: protein ubiquitination. Gene Ontology annotation, cellular component: cytoplasm.
CUUCCUGAUGAGCAAAGUGGCAGACGGCUGCUGUGUUCUGCAGAACUGCUUCUUUAAAGACAGAGGACAAAAUGACUUCUAAACUACAUGAGGACCUCGUCUGUCCUGUGUGCUGUGACAUCUUCACGUACCCGGUCAUCAUCUCCUGUAGUCACAGUGUGUGUAAAGUUUGUCUGCAACAAUUCUGGGACACCAAAGGGUCCAAGGAAUGCCCAGUCUGCAGGAGAAUAUCUUCAAUGGACAAUCCUUUAGUCAACCUUCAACUGAAGAACCUGUGUGAGACCUACUUACAGGAGAGAAGUCAGAGAGCUUCAGCAGGGUCCGAGGUACUCUGCCGUCGACACAGUGAGAAACUCAAGCUCUUCUGUCUGAAGGAUAAACUGCCUGCAUGUGUGGUGUGCCAGACCUCAAAAAGACACAGAUACCACAAGUUUUGUCCUGUAGAUGAAGCAGCAUGUGACCUCAAGGAGGAAGUUAAGCUCAGACUUGAGCCCUUACGUGCGAAGCUGAGGGUGUUUGAGGAAACUAAACUCACCUGUGAAGAAAUAGCACAGCACAUCCAGACUCAGAUCCAGAACACAGAAAAGCAGAUCAAGCAGGAGUUUGAGAAGCUUCACCAGUUUCUAUAAGAUGAGGAGGCAGCCAGGAUAGCUGCACUGAUGGAGGAAGAGGAGCAGAAGAGUCGGAUUAUGAAGGAGAAGAUUGAGAAGAUGAGCAGAGAGAUCUCAUCUCUUUCAGACACGAUCAGAGCCGUAGAGGAGAAGAUCGAAGCUGAUGAUGUCACAUUUUUACAGAACUACAAGAGCACAGUGGAAAGAGCCCAGUGCAAACUGCAGGAUCCAGAGAGGCUUUCAGGAGCUCUGAUCAAUGUGGCAAAGCACCUGGGCAACCUGAAGUUCAGAGUCUGGGAGAAGAUGCAGGAGAUUGUACAAUACACUCCUGUCACACUGGAUCCCAACACUGCAGCUGUUGGCCUCAUCCUGUCUGAGGACCUGACCAGUGUGAGAUGUGAGGAUGAGGCACUGCAACUUGAGGAUGACACACUGCAACUUCCUGAGAACCCAGAGAGAUUCGAUCUCUAUAACAGUGUUCUGGGCUCUGAGGGCUUUAACUCAGGGACACACUGCUGGGAUGUGGAGGUUGGGGAGGGCAUAGAGUGGGAUGUGGGCCUGAUGACAGAGUCUCUCCAGAGGCAGGGAGAGUACUCUUCUAUGAGUGGACUCUGGUUUGUGUGGUAUAAAGAUGGUGAAUAUAGAGCAUGUGCCCCACCACAGCCUGACACUCUCCUCAAAGUGAAGCAGAAACCCCAGAUGAUCAGAGUGCAGCUGGACUGGAACAGAGGAGAGUUGUGUUUUUCUGACCCUGAUAAUAACACACAUCUACACACCCUCAGACACACGUUCUCUGAGAGAGUGUUUCCAUACUUUAACACCGGAGAGGGACUGCUGAGAAUUCUGCCAGUGAAGGUGUCAGUAGCAGCAGAGAAGCUGAGCUGGAUAUGACAUCACUUCCUUUGGGCAGGACAGUAUUGAGGAGCCCAUUUUGGUAGAAAAGAAAGACGAGAGUGGCCACUGCAAUGGCUGACAGCACUGCAAAACGGCUGGAGGCACCAGAUAGUAGUUUCAUGGCAUUUUUUUGCGUUCUAUACAAUUUGUUUAUGUCAUAUAGCUUUUUUGGUGGACAGGCGUUGAUUUGUUAUUGCAUUGUAGUUUUGUUGUAGUCUUUUUUUCUGCUUCUAUUGAGAGGCCACUGAGCACUCAGCAAUUGAUGCACCAUCAUGCAAAAUUGUGUGUGAAGCAUUAUGGGGUGUCACAAAUAAUUAUGGAGCAUUAUGAGACAUUCUGAAGCCAAGCCAUGACAAACAUCUGUAAAAUGUAUUUCUUUUUUUUUGGCUUUACUAAUAGUAUCAGUCAUAUGGCAUGUUUCAAAAUUCAAUAAUGUUCGUGUGUGGAUUUAUGGUUCUGUUAGGUGUUGAGUCUUUUGAAUAAAAUGUGAUAUUACCCUCAA